GGAAGCGCGGCAGAGCAGUCCAACACUGCCUGGGUUUGAAGUGGAAGAGGAGUUUCCAGAGUUAUGGCCAAGUCUGGGUCGAGGCUGGGUUCCGAGAGCGUAGCUGCAGCCACUGUGCUAAAACGAGCAGUGGAGCUAGAUUCCGAGUCCCGAUACCAGCAGGCUUUGGUGUGUUACCAGGAGGGGAUUGACCUGCUCUUGCAGGUUUUAAAAGGCACCAAAGAUGAUACAAAGAAAUGUAAUCUCAGAGAAAAAAUUUCUGGCUACAUGGAUAGAGCAGAAAACAUAAAGAAAUACUUGGAUCAAGAAAAAGAAGAUGGGAAAUAUCACAAACAAAUUAAAAUAGAGGAGAAUGCAACAGGUUUCAGUUACGAGUCACUUUUUCAAGAAUACCUUAAUGAGACAGUUAGAGAAGUUUGGGUAGAAGAUCCUUAUAUUAGACACACUCAUCAGCUGUAUAACUUUCUUCGCUUUUGUGAGAUGCUUAUUAAGAGACCAUGUAAAGUAAAAACGAUUCAUCUUCUCACCUCCCUGGAUGAAGGCAGUGGGAAAGAACAACAAAUUAGUGGUCUGAAAGAAAUAAAAGAGUCACUCAGGAAUCAUGGAGUGCUGUUGGAAUUAGAAUACUCUUCUUCAAUACAUGACCGAGAAAUUAGGUUCAACAAUGGAUGGAUGAUUAAGAUUGGAAGGGGACUGGAUUAUUUUAAGAAACCACAGAUUCAGAUUACAUUCCUGCCAAGGAUUCUGAUGCCUGCCAAUUACAACAGAAGGAGAAUUUCUCCAAAAGAACAGGACUGGCUUGCCUUCUAGGUUCAUCUGGUCAUGGAUCCAGUCUUCUACAGCCAGAUUUUGGUAAACAUCAUUGGAAGCUGACUGUAAAAUGAGCCCCCUUUUUACUGUGUUUUUAAAGCCAGUUGCUGGGACCUUGAGGUUACAAAGUAACUGGAAGCAAUUCUUCUUUGAAAAUGGGAUCAGCAUGCUUUUAAAAAUGGAAGACAAACAAAUUAA
Molecule: messenger RNA, 1008 nt
Organism: Pteronotus mesoamericanus
Lineage: Eukaryota; Metazoa; Chordata; Mammalia; Chiroptera; Mormoopidae
Gene: MITD1
Product: microtubule interacting and trafficking domain containing 1
Exons: 7
Coding region: 64-810 (248 amino acids)
Biological process (GO): midbody abscission
Cellular component (GO): midbody
Source: RefSeq, a predicted model, not a curated record